This is a messenger RNA of Podarcis raffonei (Aeolian wall lizard), 2243 nucleotides long. It is a transcript of the gene NXPH4, whose product is annotated as neurexophilin 4. The transcript has 2 exons. NCBI's taxonomy places the organism in Eukaryota, Metazoa, Chordata, Lepidosauria, Squamata, Lacertidae. The record is from RefSeq and is a predicted model, not a curated record. Bases 523 to 1332 code for a protein of 269 amino acids. Gene Ontology annotation, molecular function: signaling receptor binding.
UUCCCUCCCAGGAAGAGGUGUAGGAAGAAAAAUCGCAACACCCUCUCCCAUCAGCGGCGGGCGGACUGGGAUUGGUGAACUAGGGAAUUAAGGAACAUCAUACCCCCCCCCCGCCGCCGCCGCCAGCGCCCCCUUCCCUGCCAGCAUCUUGGGCAGGGCGCAUGCAACUCACGCCCGUCUCUUCUCCGCGCGCUCCCCUCCUUCCGAUCAAGUGCAGAGUCAACUUUCUCCCCCCCCCCCGCCUCAAUUCUCAGUGCAUCUUGGAUUGCUGCUCCGGAUACCUGCUGCUCCUCCUUCCCGCACAGCUCUUUCGCGGUCUCCUUCCCACCGCAAGGAUUUUGUUGUUUUCCCCUUUUUUUGGGGGGGGGGUGCCCGCUGCUGCUGGUGGUCUUCCUUUCUUCGAGCUCCCCACACCUCCUCCAGACCCACCUCUCUCUCUCUCUCUCUCUCUCUUUCUUUCUCCCACCCACCCCCCUUCCCCGCCGCGCUCUCAAUGCUGGCGGAAGAUUUUUGCCUUGAAACAUGAAGGUCCUUAGCUGGGUGCAUCUGCUCCUUAGCCAGUGGCUCUUGCAAAAGGUUGCGUGUGUGAAAGGCCAUGUGACCAAGACCCUGAACUACCUGGAGAUGAGUCCCUCAAGUGUCUUGAAGGGCACUGCUUUGAAACCUCACCCACUCAACCCUGCUCGAAUAUUUUCCAGUGAGCCAUCCAAAGCCAAGCUGGACCCAUACAGUGGUGCCCUGAGUCCCUGGGACUGGACCAAGAACCAGACGGCCAUGGAGCACUUCAACCAGCGAGCUAAGAGGAAGCCCUCCAUGAAGGCGGGCCGAACCAAGAAGAUCUUUGGCUGGGGUGACUUCUAUUUCAACAUCAAGACCCUGAAGUUCAGCCUGCUGGUGACAGGCAAGAUUGUGGAUCAUAUAAAUGGCACCUUCAGCGUCUACUUUCGUCACAACUCCUCCAGCCUGGGCAAUGUCUCCGUGAGCAUUGUGCCACCCACCAAGGUAGUUGAGUUUGAUGUACUGGUUCCCCCUAUCCAAGCCCAGCACCUUCACCCUCAGCAGUCCACUUUAGCUGAGCCCAAGGAACCCAAGACCUUCAACUGUCAUGUGGAAUAUGAGAAGACGAACCGGGCACGCAAGAACAAGCCUUGCCUCUAUGACCCUUCUAAGAUCUGCUUCACCGAGCACACGCAGAGCCACGCCGCUUGGCUAUGUGCCAAGCCCUUCAAGGUCAUCUGCAUCUUCAUCUCCUUCUUCAGCAUCGACUACAAGCUGGUCCAGAAGGUCUGUCCAGAUUACAACUUCCAGAACGAGAACCCCUACUUUGGCUGAUGAGGGGGGAAGACUUUGGGAGGGGGGACUGUGCAGAGGGGUGUUAAGUAAGUUGCACUCUUUUUAUCAGGACAGGAAUUGGAAGAACUUUGGCUGGCAGUGAAAGAAACAGGAGGCCCCCCCCCGAUGCUUAGUGAGAGAAGGAUGGCCGGUUCUGAACAGGAACUGGAUUCUGCUCCAUCUCAUAAGGCAUUCCCUUCCCAGUGGCAACUAAACUUCCCAGGACUUUAGGAAAAUAGAAACUGGCCAAAAGGACACUGUUGCUUUUGCUCCCCACUGUACCCCCUUUCCGAUGCUGUUUGGGUCAUCUCAAGGGAAUUCCCAGCAAUAUGAAGAAAUGGCUUGCUGUGGCUUUCAUCUCUUUUGUGCAUAAAUGGGCCCUGCUGCUUCUGUGGGGCUGUAACACUGACUUACAUGAGAAUGUCUUUCAGGAUCAUGCCUCCCAUCUGGAAUAUAAGGUUCUGGUAGCAGCCAAAGGUCCCUCUGUGCAUCUCUCUGUCUCUCUUCUCCUUGGACUGAGCCACAAAUUGUCAGCUGAGUUGCUACUGAAGCUAUUCAUUGACCUGCCUGGGAUUGUGGAAAAAGCAUAUUAACCCACAGGGCCAACUCACCUCUUGCCAGAUGCUCUACAAUGGAAAGGACCAACAGAGGGCAGAAAUUGCCAAACUCGGGAGCUUCUCUGUUCAUAUAAUACAGGAAUGUAAUGUGCAAUGGAUCAGUCAUGUUAAAUUGGGAGGGAGAGUGAGAAUGUGUGUCAGCUGGAGUUAAGCUGAAUGCAAACAGGGAGAUUGGGGUUCGGUGGGUGAGAUCAUGUCAGAACAAAGGGUUUGCAUGAGAAACUGAAAGAUUGGGAGGUGCAUAAGAACACAUUGAUGCAACCGGGACUGUAACAUUUCAGUGUGCGCACGUGC